AUGGGUCCUCCUCCAUCGCAGCCAGACCAGCCUGACGGCAUGGAGCUAGAUGUCACGAAGCCCGUUGACAUGAAGCCCGUCGACAUGAAGUCCAAAGAUCCCCAAGCCACCCCAUACAUCAAGACGGAAAGAUCUCCAAGCCCGCCUGCAGAGUGUUCGCCCGAAAGGCUCGACUUGUCAACAGAAGACCUUGAGUUCUUGACUCGAAAGGCUAUCCCAAAAACAGUACCUGCCGCUGGAAGGGGUGUAACUCAGGCUUCCAACACGACUGCAGAAUAUCAGGGCGAACAUGAUGACGACCGACCAGAUGAUGACGAGAUACUUGAUGACGACGAUUCGGAUUUUAGAAUGGAUGAUCACUCCGAACACGAUAGUGACGAUGACCGAGUCGCUGUGAAAGCUGAAAAGCCAAGCGACAGCAAGGGAAAUAGUCCCACAGGGGCUAAGAAAAGACGCAAACCUGCCAAGACGGCACGCGAAUAUUGGCAACGUGAGGUUCAGCGAGAGAACGAGGCUGAAGGAAAGAAGCGGAAGCUCAAUGGAGAUGAAGACAGCCCACAGAAAGCUCGAAAGACAUCUGCUAAAUCAUCUGCGGGGUUGGAUGCAAGAAAUCUUGCUAGUCUUCUGGCCAACUCGCUUCACGACAUGGAAGAUAUCGAUCAGAAUACCGCCGGUGAAUGUGUACCAAGCAUGGGCUCCAUUCAAGCUAGUUCCAAAAGGGAUCAGAUACGCCAAAUGAUGAACAGCAUCCCCGAAGGAUGCGACACACGAAGGACCAAAACCCAAAAGAAAGAAUUGAAAGAAGCCAUGGUUAGUUUUGGUCUCUGCAAUGUCAAAGAAGCGAAUGGGAAAUGGAGACUCACAGGCAUUGGCGAAAGAUUGGAAAGUCACCAGCUCACGGCUGCACAGUGGAUGGUGAAGAGAGAAGCAAAAGAUCUCUCACCAGCUGGUGGUAUUCUAGCUGAUGAUACAGGUAUGGGUAAAACAGUCAGUACCCUUGCUUGUGUAGUAAGUCAUCCUCCCGAGCCUGAAGACAUUCAACAAUUUAGCAAGGCGACACUGGUUGUUUUGCCGAAUCGGGCUAUGGUGACGCAAUGGCAGAAUCAAAUCACCAAGUUCUGCUACUUCCAAGAAGCUUUGGACAAAGCCGUUCGUUACUCUAAAGCAGAAUGCAAGAAUAUCGAUUGGUGGGGCAGCCGACUUACAACCUACUCUGAGCUUAUUUCCCAAGGGCUUACACCAGUAGCUAUCAACAAACUCAAAGCAGAGUAUCAGAGAGAUCCGGAAGGUUUCAGUAAAGAGAUGAGCGAACAAUGGGGACCCCUCUUCAAAAUCCGUUGGUACAGAGUCAUCCUAGACGAAGGCCAAGCUAUCAAGAACCGUAACUCCAGCACCGCUCUCGCAUGCUGCAGUUUGACAGCAAAGUAUCGCUGGGUACUAACUGCGACUCCUAUCUCUAACGGAAUCCAAGAGUUUUACCCUUACCUAAAGUUCAUUGGUUGCAGUUUCACACAGUCGUUGAGAGAAUUCAAAGAGCAAUACAUCACUGGGAGUAAUGCUGAACAGAACAUUCGGCUUAUUGUCAGUAUGGUCAUGCUCCGACGAACUCACAAGGACACAUUCCUUGGAAACAAAAUCACCAAUCUCCCAUCAAGCAAGUGUUACGACCUGUGGAUCACCCCUCCCAACAACCAGUACGACGUCAAGAUCCUCGAGGAUGAAGGGGAUAACAAGGACGGCGACAACAAGGACGGACACAACGACGAAGCUGACGACAAAGACGUUGACAAUGGUGAAGAUACGGCAAAAGAUGGUAAGACAAGCGAGCCUGAAGGUUCUGGCACCCAAAAAUCCAAGGCUAUGGCCGCACGGUGCACAAGAAUGCGACAAGCUGCAUCUCACCCGUUUAAUCUUGAGAUGUUUCUUCGAGGGGAUGACAGCAAGGAAAUCGUCGAGUGGAUUCUUGAGCAAUACAAGGAAAACAUACAGAAACCGAAUACCGAUACUGAACAGCAAAUUCAAGAUGCGGCUCGAUGGGAGCCAUUCUUGCCAGGACAGCGCCAACUCGAAACCGAGUACCCAGACGUAUCCGGUGGCAUCUCCGACAUGGCCAGGCUACUUUCGCUGUGCGAACAUGUUUAUUGCAAGGGCUGUCUGACUGUCGCUCUCAACAGUGCACGGAAAUAUCAAGCUGAAGGAACCCCUGAACAGAACGCCGUGAAGCUGCUGACAGACUUCAAAGAAUCUGGUACAGACAGUAUUGGAUCUAAAUGGCAUGGUGGCGGUGAUCGAACUGAGUGUUUCUUUACCGCCACUUGCGGCCGGGAGGAUAUUGGCUUCGAUCCGACCAAGAUGCCUUGGGGAGCUAAACUGACUGCUACAGUUGAAGUGAUUCUAACAUGGCUGCAGAAUUCCCCUAAAGACAAGAUUAUUGUCUUUAUCGAAUUCACCAUUACUGCCAAGGCGUUGGGAUGUAUCUUGGAAAAACUGGGACUGAAGUUUCUCUACUACAACCAAAUCGCCAGUACCCCAGCUAGAAAGGUCAAAGCAUACAACGAAUUCCAGAACAACUCUGACAUUAGAAUCCUGCAAGCUUUUGGUCGUGUCAACAGGAUUGGCCAAAAGAAAGAGACCAAGCUGGUCCGAAUUCUUGCAAGGGGCACCCUCGAUGAGAGACUUGUGAUGCUUCAGGACGCUAAAGCCGCAAUCGUCAGCAACGUACUCCAAGACGGCGGACACGAGCCUACCUUUUCAAAUGAAUUGCAGCUGAGAAUGCUCUUUACCGCCAAAAACAAGGACGACAUGAUCGACGGAAUGCAGAAAUCAUCUCGCAAGCGCAAGGGCACGUCGAAGAAGACUGCUACCAAGGCGAGUGUCAAUGAAAGUGUCAAGACUGGCACCGAGACGAGGAAGACAAAGAUCAAGAUCAAGGUCACCAAACGAGCCUAA
Messenger RNA from Fusarium graminearum PH-1, 2949 nucleotides. RefSeq lists its product as uncharacterized. The record is from RefSeq and is a predicted model, not a curated record. Gene Ontology annotation, molecular function: ATP-dependent chromatin remodeler activity; ATP binding. Bases 1 to 2949 code for a protein of 982 amino acids. The transcript is spliced from 12 exons. Lineage: Eukaryota; Fungi; Ascomycota; Sordariomycetes; Hypocreales; Nectriaceae.